Molecule: messenger RNA, 2670 nt
Organism: Metarhizium acridum CQMa 102
Lineage: Eukaryota; Fungi; Ascomycota; Sordariomycetes; Hypocreales; Clavicipitaceae
Source: RefSeq, a predicted model, not a curated record
AUGUCUCGAUUUUUCCGUGGUGGAGAGGACAGCUCCAGUGACAGCUCCUCUGAUGAGGAAGAGCUCUACUCCGAGGAGGAGCAAGAGCAGGAUCUCGGCCAGAAUGAUUCCGACGACUCCGACGACAUGGACGACUCUGAUAUGAGUGACGAACAGACCUCAAGCGACGAUGAAGCCGGUGGUGCCAACCGUUUCUUGAGGGAUGCCGCUUCAGACAGCGACAGUGAAGAGGAGGAAGUCCGAGCCAAAGUGAAGAGUGCCAAGGACAAACAGCGCGAUGAACUCGACGCCUCCAUCAAGCAGAUUGAGAACGGCCAGAAGAACGGUGACUGGACAUUAAUCUCUGCUGAAUUCGACAAACUCAGCAGACAGGUUGUCCGCAUGCAAGAUGGCGGCAAGACCCCUAAGCCUUAUAUCCGAAUCGUCGCCGAGCUGGAGGAUUUCAUGAACGAGGCUUUGGCCAAGGCAAAAGUUACACCCAAGAAGAUGAACGCCAUCCAGGCCCGUAACCUGAAUGCCGUCAAGCAAAAGAUCAAGAAGACCAGCAAGGAGUACCAGACUGAGGUGAAUGCCUACAGAGAAGACAAGGAUGGCUUCAUGGAGUCCGAAGAUGAGGAGCCUGAGCCAGUCAAGCCGAAGAAGGUUGCCAGAUUUCAGGAGGAGACCGCGCAACCCGAAGAAGUUGGCGACGAUGGCUUUGCUACCGUUGGCAAGGGUGGUCGUACUCUCCAGUAUACCCCAGAGAGUAUCUUCAAACACCUGCGUGGCAUUAUGGAAACUCGUGGCAAGAAGAACACCGAUCGUGUUGAGCAGAUCAAGGUGAUGGAGAAGCUCGGCGAGAUUGCCAACACUCCCUACCAGCAGAUUCGGGUUCUGCUCGCUAUCGUGUCUGCCAGAUUCGAUUUGAGCGCUGGUACAUCCAAUGUGAUGCCUUUGGAACACUGGAAGGCUGCAGAAAAGGAGCUGUCUACUCUUCUAACUGUUCUUGAGAACAACAAGGACUACGUCGUUGUUGAGAAUGUUGAGGAGUGGGGUGAUGAUGAGAAGCCCCCUGCUCUUCAGCCUGGCGAGAAAUAUAUCAAGGUUGCUGGCAGCAUCGUCUCAUAUGUUGAGAGAUUGGAUGACGAGCUCGUCCGAUCCCUCCAAAGCAUUGAUCCUCAUACUUCUGAGUACAUUGAACGUCUCCAAGAUGAGGGUGCCCUAUACAACAUCAUCGUCCGCGGCCAACUGUACUAUGAGUACUUGCGCAAGGACCCUGCCCUCGAGAUCCCCCAAGACAGCGUGAAUAGAAUCGUCAUGAGACGACUGGAGCAUGUCUACUUCAAGGUUAGUCAUGGUCUCUUGAGGGCCCAGCCUUUUGUUUUUCCUUCCUUUCUUAUCGAAAGCAACGCACUGACACAUCUGCAGCCUGCCCAAGUCAUCAAGACAUUCGAGGAGAACUGCUGGAAGGCUGCUGGUGACAAGGUCGACUCUGUCAUCACCCCCCGCAGCCAAUCCAGUGACGCCAACAAUUUGGUCAACGUUCUUUGCAACUACCUGUUCAGCAACAGUGACGGCAUCAUCCGUGCCCGAGCCAUGUUAUGCCAGGUCUACUUCCUCGCACUGCAUGGCGAGUACUACAAUGCCCGCGACAUGAUGCUCAUGUCCCACUUGCAGGACACCAUUCCCAACUUCGACGUCCUAACCCAGAUUCUUUACAACCGAACUCUGGUCCAGGUUGGUCUGUGCGCCUUCCGCAAAGGACUCGUUUAUGACGCCCAGAACACCCUUCAGGAGAUUUGUGGCAGCGGUCGCCAGAAGGAGCUGCUGGCUCAAGGUGUAAUGAUGCAGAGAUACAGCCAAGUGUCGCCUGAACAGGAGCGUCUAGAGAAGCAGCGCCAGCUACCGUUCCACAUGCACAUUAACCUCGAACUUCUCGAGUGUGUGUACUUGACCUGCAGCAUGCUUCUAGAGAUUCCCCUGCUAGCCCAGACUGGAUCUUCACCCGACGUCAAGAAACGUGUCAUCAGCAAGACCUACAGACGCAUGCUCGAGUACCACGAGAGACAAAUUUUCACCGGCCCCCCUGAGAACACGAGAGACCACGUCAUGCAAGCCUCCAAGGCUCUUGCUGCUGGCGAGUGGAAGAAGUCAACCACUUUCAUCCACAGCAUCAAGAUUUGGGAGCUGAUGCCCAACGCCGAGGAUAUCAAGGCUAUGCUUUCCAAGCAGAUCCAGGAAGAAGGCCUUCGUACCUACCUGUUCACAUACGCCCCCUUCUACGACACUCUCGCUCUCGACACUGUAAGCGCCAUGUUUGAGCUGGACAUUGCCAAGGUCGCCGCCAUUGUCAGCAAAAUGAUCAGCCAUGAGGAGUUGGCCGCUUCUCUCGACCAGGUCACCAACAAUGUCAUCUUCCGCAAGGGCGUCGAGCUUAGCCGCCUGCAAUCCUUGGCUCUCACACUGUCCGACAAGGCCAGCGCGCUUAUCGAGACCAACGAACGAACUCUGGAGCAGCGGACUCAAGGCACAUCCAACGCCUUCGAGCGGCAAGGAGGCCGAGGCCGUGGUGGCCAGCGGGGCGGCCAACGCUCUGGGCGCGGUGGUGCCCGCACCGGUGGCAACACUCAGAGGCAAGCUGGCGGCACUCAGUUUACCGGUGGUGCUUUGGGAGCUGCUGUUCGGGGUUGA